AUGGCUAGUCUGGAUAAGCUUGCCAUCAGAGGCAUACGCUCGUUCGACGACAAGCACAUUGCGGUCAUCCAGUUCUUCCCCGUCACUGUCAUCGUCGGCGCUAACGGCUCGGGCAAGACAACGAUCAUCGAGUGCCUCAAAUAUGCCACCACCGGCGACCAGCCUCCGAACACACGCGGAGGUGCCUUCAUCCAUGAUCCCAAGAUGGCGAACGAGAAGGAGGUGAAGGCGCAGGUGAAGCUGCGGUUCAACGCAGCCAACGGCGUCAAGAUGCUAGCCGUGAGGAAUCUGUCAGUCACAAUGAAGAAGACGGGCGGUAUGACCAUGAAGACCUUGGAAAGUCUGCUGGGGUUGGCUGAGGCUAAUCCGGAGAAUGGGAAGCGAGGUGUUAUAUCUACUAAAUGCGCCGAGAUGGACGUCGAGAUCCCUCAUCUACUCGGUGUUAGUAAGGCGGUCCUUGAGAAUGUCAUUUUCUGUCAUCAAGAGGACUCUUACUGGCCUCUUGCCGAGGCAGCAACUCUGAAGAAGAAGUUUGACGAUAUCUUCGAGGCGACAAGAUAUACGAAGGCCCUGCAAGCAAUCAAGGAUCUCAGGAAGGAGCGCGCUGCUGAGCUGAAGACUGACAAAGAACGUCUUGAAUCGCUCUCGCGAGAGAAAGGACAUGCAGACAAACUUAAGGGUAGGAUAUCGGACUUGAGUGCUGCUAUCGCGGGCAAGGAGAUCGAAUACGAAGAAACACAAGCGGAGUACGAGCGGCUGGUCAUCAUCAACAAGAAGUUCCACGAUCAAGCUCACCAGUUCAAGGAGAUGUACAUGAAGAUACAAGGCGCGCAAGAACGCAGAAAACGGUACCACGAGGAACUUGCUGCCGCCAAGGAGAAUCUGCAGGAGAUCGAAGGCACCGAUCAGGAGUUGGAGGACCGUUUGGCCAACUUCGGAACGCAUAUACAGCAACAGAAGAAUAAACGCAGGCAGGAGGAGAACAAACGUCAGGACGUCGACGAGGAGGUUGUAGCCAUGCGUCGAAAACAUGUUGCUUUGAUAUCAGAGCUGGGAGAGCUUAGGAAUCAGGAAAAACUCCAAGAGGAUCGUAUUGUCGAACGCGACCAGAUGAUACGAGACAUAGCCGCAAAGUACGGCAUCAAAGGCUAUGAUCACUCGCCACUUGAACGAGAUAAGGUGCUGGAAUUUCUCAGCCGUCUUGGUGACCUGCAACGAAGACAAAAUGCGGAAACUGAAAACGUUCAGAACGAGGCACGAUUGAAGAGUGAAGAAUACAAUCGGCGCUCUCGGCAAAUGCAUGGCGCUUUGGAGGCUCUUAAAGCCCAGAAGAAUACGAUCCGCACCCAGAUUACCAAUCUACAGGCUUCUGUGGCCGCAGCGGAGCGAACCGUCGAAGAAUCGCACGACCUCAGUACUGAGCUGAAGACCCUGGAGGCAGACAUCGAGGAGAAGAAGGCACGUAUCGCAAAGAUCGAAGCAGAGAUCAAGGCAGCGAAUUACGACCGGAAACUGGCGGAUCAUGCUGCCAAGGCUCGCCAGACGGAAGAUCUCAGGGAGCAAUUGAACGCUGAGAUGACUUCGCUGAGUCGCCAAGCUGACACCCGUGCUCGUCUGGACCUUAAGCGUUCGGAGUUCAAGACGAAAUCAACGGAAGUCAAACAUUCGUUGAGCACCAGCAAUCCGAAGUUUCGUAAGCUCGUUGGUAAGGAUGCUUUGGCAGACACGAUGGAGCGGGAUUUAGACAACGUCACGCUGGAAAAGGAGCGCGAGCACACAGAGCUCGAAGCGGAGUCACAGGCAGCGAACAGGGCUCUUCAGCAGGCCGAAAACUUGAUAUCAAACUUGAAAUCACAGAUCAAGGCCAAGCGCGAUGAAGUGAAAGACCUCAAUAAACGCGUGCGCGAGGCCCUGCGGGACUCUGAGUCCGACUCCAUUGCUCAGGGCAUCAAGGACGCCAGCGAUGAAAUUACGUACAGACAAGAGAGCAUCGGUAACUCUGACGGGUUGGGACAAGCCUAUGAGAAUCUACUGAAGACCGGUUUGGCCAAGAAGACGUGCACUGCCUGCAACCGCGGACUGAAUGAUAGCGAGCUCAAGAUCUUUGAGAAAUUCCUACGGGAUAGGAUCAAAUCGUCCUCGCCAGAGAGUAUCGCGACGGUGAAAACAGAGUUGGCCGAGUGGCAAGCUGAACUGGACCGCCUGCGGGAAUGCCUUCCCCUCGAAGUAUCUAGGGACAAGUUGAAGAACGAAGAUAUUCCUGCUUUGGAGCAGCAGAUCAAAGAACAGGAAAACUUACUGCCAGCUCUGAGCAACACUGCCGAACAGGCUCUCGAGCGCCUGAGUGCUGCGAAGACGGAGCUGCGAGAAUUAUCUUUGCUCAAGCAACAAGCGAACAUGAUCUCAAGGACUCAGAGGGAAUGCGAGCGCCUGAAUCGCGAGGUAGCCGAAAUUGAGAAAGAGCUUUCGGUCACUGGCUCGACAAAGACUGCUGAUGACGUACAAGCAGAACUCGAUGAGCUUACUUUAUCCAUGCGCUCUAAUGCCCGUGAACAACAAAUGCUAGCAACCGAACGCGAUAGGCAGCUGAACGCCGAGCGGACUCAUGAAAAGGACUUGCACGAGAUGGAGAAGCGGGAAGGUGGCCUGCGCAAUCAAAUACUGCAGAUCGAGUCUACGAAUCAAAGACUGGAAGGCAUGAGGAAAGAGAUCGCUGACUUGACGUUGCGAAGCAAGUCUGUGGACUCAGAGAUUGCAGAUGCGAAAGCGCCGAUCGACCAACUCGACCAAGAGUUCAAGGAGCAACAGAGGGAGCUCGACGUCAAGAUUGCUCAAGCGCAACAGAAGUCGCAAGAGCUCAACAUUAUUGUUGACAAACUCAAUCGCGUGGGCCGAGACAUCGAACGCUAUGUUCGCGAGAAACACUCCAGGCGACUGCAAGAGGCAGAAGAGCAGAUACAGUCCAUAGAGUCUGAGAUUUCACGGCUUACCCAGGAAAGUGAGAAUAUUCGCGAAGCCAUCGCAGAAAUCGACAAGGAGAUGAACGAGGGCGGUGCGCGCAUCGCGAGUUUGCGCGAGAAUCUUCGGGUGCGCAAGCUGGCCCGAGACAUCAAGGAGACCGAGCAGGAGAUCAAGAGCUACGACAUCGAGAGUGCUGCGAAGGCGCAAAGGCAGUUCGAAGACAGGUACAGCACAGAGAAGAAGAGGGAGACAGAUAUGCAGAACAAGGCUGGUCUUUCCGCCGCUCACAUCGGCGGAGAAUUGAGCUCCAGCAAAGCGCAGCUGAAGACCCUGGAACGCGACUUGAAGGAGUACAAGGACGUCAACAAGAAAUACACCGAGCAGCUGAUCAAAGUCAAGAUGUCCGACAUGGCAAAUAGUGAUUUGGAGAAGUACGCUAAGGCUCUCGACAACGCUAUCAUGAAGUACCAUUCACUCAAGAUGGAAGAAGUGAACGAUAUCAUGCGUCAUCUAUGGAACAAGACUUACCAAGGAACCGAUAUCGACGGCAUCAAGAUCCGGUAUGAUGCAGAAGGCGGCGCCUCGAAACGUUCAUACAACUACCGUGUCGUCAUGACCAAAGAUCAGGUCGAGAUGGACAUGCGCGGAAGGUGUUCCGCUGGACAGAAGAUGCUGGCCUCUAUCAUCAUCCGCUUAGCUCUCAGCGACUCGUUCGGUCAGAACUGCGGGAUAUUGGCCCUCGACGAACCAACGAAUGCUCUCGACACGGAGAACAUUGAUGCGUUGGCUGCGAGUCUAGUCGACAUCAUCAACGAACGCAAAACCCAGUCCAAUUUCCAGCUGGUCAUCAUCACCCACGACGAAAACUUCCUGAGGAAGUUGGGUCAAAGCGAAGUCAUGGAGCAUUAUUGGCGCGUCUCUAGAGAUUCAAGGCAGAAGAGCGUCAUCGAGCGGCAACGGUUCCGCUGA
Molecule: messenger RNA, 3930 nt
Organism: Punctularia strigosozonata HHB-11173 SS5
Lineage: Eukaryota; Fungi; Basidiomycota; Agaricomycetes; Corticiales; Punctulariaceae
Exons: 22
Coding region: 1-3930 (1309 amino acids)
Biological process (GO): double-strand break repair; telomere maintenance via recombination; telomere maintenance via telomerase
Cellular component (GO): nucleus; Mre11 complex; condensed nuclear chromosome
Molecular function (GO): G-quadruplex DNA binding; ATP hydrolysis activity; single-stranded telomeric DNA binding
Source: RefSeq, a predicted model, not a curated record